Molecule: messenger RNA, 1437 nt
Organism: Dentiscutata erythropus
Lineage: Eukaryota; Fungi; Glomeromycota; Glomeromycetes; Diversisporales; Gigasporaceae
Source: the annotation of a GenBank genome assembly
AUGUCACAAGCAAGUAAAAAAUUAGGAGGCAGACCACCUUCGGACCUUUGGAAUACUCAUAUUAAAAAAGGAAAAGAAGUUUCCAAAGGGCAUUAUGAAGGAAUUUGCAAUUAUUGUCCUUAUUCUAAACAUAAAGGUUCUCCUCAAGACUUUGAAGAACAUUUAGCAAAUAAUUGUCCUAAUGUUCCAAGUGAUAUUAGACAAACUUAUUUAAACAAAGUUUUAACAAGAUCUAAAAACUCAAAAGAAAUAUCAAUUAAAAAAAUUUAUCAAACAAAAAUGUCUGAUUUUAAUGAAAGUUCCAAACUUACAAUAGAAAGAACUAAUGAAAUUAAUAAAGCUUGUAUUAAAGCUUUUGUUAUAUGUGGUAUAUCUUGGAGAACAAUUAAUAAUCCAUUUUUUAUUGAUUUUUUAAAAACAUUACGACCAGGGUAUAUAUCUCCUUCUUAUGAAGUUCUUUCAGGUCGCCUUUUUGCUCAAGAAGUAUCUGCAAUAAAUGUUAAAAUUAUUCAAAAAUUAGAUUAUUCUAAUAAUUUAACAUUAGGUGCAAAAUUAAAAGAAGAAGCAAAAAAGCUAAAUAUUUCUGGUGGAGGAUUAAAACAUUAUAUUAAUACAAGAUGGUAUACUAUGUAUGAUUGUGUUAAUUCUAUUUUUAAUUAUAAAGAAGCAUUAGAAAAUCUUAAAUAUAAUUCUUCAGAUAUACUUUCACCUGCUAUUCUUUCUAUUUUAAGAUCUUAUGCUUUUUUUGAUAAUAUUCGCAUAUUAUCAUAUAUAUUAUAUCCUGUUAAAAAAGCAAUUAUAACUUUACAAUCACAAUUUUGUUCUCUUGCUGAUUGUUUUUGUGAACUUAUUCAUCUUGGAGCAGCAAUUAAUAAGCUUAAUUUUAAUAGUAAUAUAUUUCAUAAUCAAUAUAUUGCUAUUUUUAACAAAAGAUAUAAUGAAUUUGAUAGUGCUAUAUAUUUGUUAUGUUUUUUUUUACAUCCUAAAUAUAAUGAAGCAUAUUGGGAACGUGGAGCUCUUAGAAAUAUUUUAUUAUUAGCUAAUGAAAUUUUUAGUAUAAUGAAUAAAUCAGAUAUUGCAAGAAAAGAAUUACUAUAUCAAAUGAAAUUUAUUGAAAAAACAAGUGAUGAGGUAUAUGAAAUUUUAGUUAAUGAAAAUUUGGAUUUAGAUGAAGAUUUUAUUGAAAUUACUGAAGAUACUAUAAAUGAAGAAGUUGAGGAAGAUAAAAUAUUUGAUGAAGAAGAUAAUUUAUUAAUUAGCAAUACUAUAAAUUUAAAUAAAUUUUGUAGUGAUUUAGAAGAAUUAGAAUUUAGUAUGGAUGAGGAUUAUAAUGAUAAUGAAUAUUAUAGUGAAACAGAAACUAUAAAUAAUCAAAUUCAAGAAAAUAUUGAAUGGGAUCCAAUUGCGGAAAUAGAUAAAAUUGUAGAAGAUUUAUAA